AUGGGGCAUUGUUUGAUUAGUCCAUACCAUUUCAUAGCAUUUGCAUGUCUUUGGCCGUCGCUCCAAGCGUUUCGCCCUGAAACCUCCAGUGCUCUGCAACUAGCCGUAGAGGAUUUGGAGGCUUGUGGUGGUCGUAGAUGUGCCGGCAGCAACGCCGCCUUCGGUGAGUUCAUCCUGAAAGUUCUGCCAAGCUACUCGCUUCCAGUUGGCGCUCGAGAUUUCGUCGUGGGCGACGCGUGCGAAGAUGAGAAUCUGGAUGCUGCCCUAUCGGUGGAUGUGGUGGAAUGGCUGGAUCCGGUCGACCCAGUGAACAAUUCGACGAUUCACGUUUUUCUGGAGCCCUUGCAGGCAGAACGGCUGCACUCUGCCUCGCCCGCCAUUUGUGUCCGAUCCAGUCCAACAGGUGCAAGUUGUGUGUGCCACUUGCAGCCGCCUGCAGCCGCCUGGGGCCCCUUCGCGUGGCUGCGGCGACGGUUGUUGGGACAGGAGCGGCUGGAUGCGAUGCUCUUGGACCUCCAGAUUUCCUGCCCAGCAGGUCUUUUGGAUGGGACGCUGUCGCUCGCGGUUCUGGUGCUCUUGCUCUUGACCCUCUCCCUCAUCCACACAGUCUACCAGAUUAAGCAGGGCAGGCUAGCAGAGACCCCGACCAGGGAAGCAGACAGCAUGGAUGCCGUGAUCAUCCCAGAUCCUGCUGCGGAUUUGAAGAACGGGGCGAUGCAGGCUUUCAGGUUUGUAACGCUGAUGAUCUCUCUGCAGACCGUCGUGCUGGAGCAGGUGAAGAAGGAAGCUGGGACGAAGCUGGUCUUCUUCGUGCUUCUGUGGCCUUGUAUCUUUGGCGUGGCCGGUCUCCUCCGAGUUUUUCAUAGCCUUUGCCAGCUGCAACUGGCCCACGUAGCCCUCCAACAUGGCAUUUGCCUUACCAGGCCAGCGAGUGCCACUAGAAACGACCUUUUCACUGCCGCCGGCACGGGUGUUUUAGCCGUCUGCGUUGUUGUCGCCUUGGCUCACGUCCACUUUUGGGUGCUGCUGGCGUUGGUGGUGGGUCUCUUUGCGGGGCCUACGCUCAGCAUCCUCGGUGAGCUUCAGAAGGUUCGCACCCAGGAAGCCGCUCUGCGACAGACCGAAGGCAGCCACCGCUUGGAGGCGUUGCAGGAGCUGUUUCUGGCUGCUCCGAAGCCGGGUUUGGUGAAGGCCAGCUGCGCCGAAAGGCGGCUUUUGAAAGGAGAAUUGCGAAUGGUUCCGUUCAGCGUGAUGAUCUCUGCAGGUCGUUCUUUGGGCUCUGCCGACCUAGUCAAGACGUUGCAAGCAGCGGGUGGCACACAGCAGGAGUUCCCCCGCUUCAGCUUCCUGCGGGACGUCUUUUGGUACGGCCGCGCGCUGCGCGGCAUGGCCGGAUCCUUCGUCGGCUUCGUCAUCCUGCCGAUGUUCCUGAUCAUGGUGGCCCUCUUGCUCUUCUCGUCCUCUUUGCAAUCGAUCUUCUACCUAUGCAGCGUGCCGCAACUAAGCCAUCUGAGCCUCGCGUCGGGCCAGCUGCAAUUCCACCCGUGGGUGCAGAAAUAUUCGGUGAGUUUGGACCAGAGCUUCAAGGAAGCCUUUGUGGUCGCCAGUGCGGAGGAGUCUUCCACGAAGGCCUUGCGUAUCGAUGCGCAGACCACCAACCAAAGCGCCACGACAGAGCCGGUGCAGCUCAUGGUGCCCUUGCCACGUAUCGCUCAGGUGGAAGUGGAAGGCUUACACAGCUCCAAGACCUAUGACAUUGCUUUCUCUCCUGUUGCCACUUUGCCCCACACCGUCACCAUCAGGGCUGGUAGCUUUCUGCGUGAGGUGCCCUGGGGAGCAAUCCCAGGAUCUGUGGUCAGCCUGCCAGAACUUCCACAAGAUGCGCCUUCCCAGUCGUUGAGCAUCGAUGUCACCCUCACGGACUACCAGGUGAACAUUCCAAAGACGUGUGAUACCUCCUGUGCCUCAGCAACCUUCACAAAGUUCUGCGCGAUCAGUGCAUGUAAAGAUGCAAACCAAUCAUGCGCAGGUGCCUGCGAUGAGCAUUGCCACCACGAUCCCCAUUGUCUUCAAUCCAUGCAUGGCAAUACCGGUUGCUAUUUGGCGAUCCGACCGCCUGACGCAUGCAGCGGUGGCGACAGCGCAGAGCACUUCUUGGAUCGCUCGGUAAGUGGUCGGCUGUGCCAAGUGAAGGGCCAGGGCUUUGAAUGCCGACGUGCCGAAGCCACAGGUCAGUGGGUUCUGAAGUUCCCAGAGGUGCAGCCGGACUGGAUUGAGAAGUUUGCAGCGUUGCGCCUGAGCCUCGCGCUGGCAGUCGGUGAGCAGCAGCUGGACAGUGACUUCGAAACUCUUCGUUUGAAGCUUGGCCCGCCAGAACUCCUGGACGUGCUCGUGAACGUCAGCACCGAGGUGAACGGAACGCAAAGGUGGUUGAAUGCGACUGCCAAAGUCACUGCUGCCGGGGACGUGGAAGUCACGUUAUGGCCAUACAGGCCCCCCGACAUCGACCGUCUGACACUGCACAUUGCUCCGCUACUGGCUGACUCGAAGUUCGACACUUCGUGGGAGCAGGCACCACUAGCGCAGAUUUCGAACGAAAGCAUCCGCUUUGCCAAGUGCGAGCUGAGCCCUUUUUUGGAGGCUCGAUUUCAGCUCUGCGGCAGAGCAAAGCAUGGCUGGACUGCGACAGUGGCCAGCAUUCCGUUGGACGUUUGGCGGCCGGAGCUCACGUCUUUGACCUUCCGCAUCGUGCCCAAGACCCAGGAUUCCGCGACUGCUAGCUGGCAACGUGAUGACCGCAGAAUUCAGAUCUUGCUUAGAGGUGCUGUGCAGGCUGCAGAAUGGGCGGUGCCUGAUCUCAGCUCUAGAGACCCAUGUCACCUUGGGACUUUCUCUGACUACCAAGAGCUGAAGUAUGCCACCACCGCGCUUUGCAGCUACAUUCGACACAACUGCUCGACAUUGACCAUAGAGGCUGAAGCUCAACCUGUAAAAAUGAUCGACUUUAUGACUCACGCCUUAAGGGAUAGACCCGCAGUUGUCGCUGGUUCGUGGAGCCGUUUAUCCCAGUGGUUGGCCUGUGCCCACGAAGUUCCUAAACCUGCUUGGUGGGCAGCGGCCGACUUCUGGGAGCCGUGCCCCUCGAGGCCAGGGGGCGUAGAUCGGAUGUGUCCAACGGCGCUCCGUUAUCGCGAAUUAUUUUACGGAGGAUAUUUCCGAUUCCGGGUGAGGGACUUUGUCCUUCUCCUGUCUCGUGGGGUACUCGGAGCGUUUCAGAUGCUAAACCAAUCCUGCCAUGCUUUGCUGCAACAAGGGCAUUUCAGUCAAGAAGAUCAGCUGCAACUCGCAGCUGCUGCCUUGAGCACGGAGAAUGCAUCCGUGGUGGGUGCAUGCCUCACGCAUUGCAGCAAUCUUUCGCACUGGCACCCUCGUCUCCAGCAGCAGCUCGUCCAAAAGAUGUGGAACACCAAUUCAGCCGAAGCAAUCAUCGGAGCUUUACUUGGGUUUGCCGAAAUGGGCAAAGAAAUCGUUAACAACAUCGUGGCUGAUGCUUGCGCGGAAUGUCUGGGAGUGCUCCGGGUUGCCUUACGCAGCCGUACUCGGCCAUGGGUUCGUUGGGGGUCUGUUGCGACAUUAGAGGCAGGGGCCAGGCGGACAUCGGCUGAAAUUGUGGCAGAUGUCUUGAAGCUCCCAUGGAUUCUUUGGAAUGUCAGUGCUCUACACCUACUACAGAGGCGGAUGUACACAGCGGACUAUGUUCGUAUUCCCGAGCAAGUUUGCAACGGCUUGAUGACAUCUCUCACCUCCGCUGGACAGAACCUCACGGAGCUCGAAAUCAGACUUUGGUCGUGGAGUUGGGCAGAUUGCCGUCCUUUCGCCUUCGCCGAACUUGGGCCGAUGCCCCGGCUGGAGAAGCUGAGAUGGCUUGAUAGGACAAUUUCCGAUGACCUGGCAGCUGCACUGAUCAUGAACCUGUCGGGACGCUUCCCCUCGCUGCAAGAGUUGGAGGUGACGUACACGAUUACUAGCAGAGCUCAGGACACCCUGGCAGAAGGCGUGGCCCAAGCUCUCAACACAUCAUCACUCAGGGUCUUGCACCUCGGAUGCAGCGGACCAGCUGCUGCAAUGGCAGCGGCCGUAGGGCAGAUUUCGCCGCAGCUGGAGGAGCUGAAGCUCGGCGGGAGCGAUGGCGUGGGGGCCUUCAUCGCAGCUUUUCCGCACCAGGGCACCUGCCGCUUGAAGAAGCUGGAUGUUUUCGGGCUCGGGAAGGCAAGUUUUGAUCUUGCCGUGGCUCUGGCAAAGGCCCUCAGGAGAUGCCAUGACCUUCAGGAGGUCAAAUUGCCCCUUCCAACAAGCGCCAGCCGUGAGAUCACAGACGCGAUCAAGCAGAUGAAAAGCGCCUAUUGGCCAAAGCUCACCAGCUUCGAGCCCUUCAUCCUCAGUUCCAACCUGCAGCGCUGGCUCGCAAGGCACCGUCCACAGGAAUUGGAUUCAGUGGGGAAGAAGUUGAGCAAGAUUCAGGGACGGAAGUCAAGAUACAGUGCUGAAGCUCCAUGA
Molecule: messenger RNA, 4557 nt
Organism: Symbiodinium sp. CCMP2456
Lineage: Eukaryota; Dinophyceae; Suessiales; Symbiodiniaceae
Source: the annotation of a GenBank genome assembly